AUGAAGCUUAACGUUUAUUUAACGUCGGAUUAAUUGUUCAUAAUAGUAAAACGUUAUAUUUUACAAAAAAUUAUUUAGCGUCUUAUUGGAACUAAUUGAUACAGUGGAGCAUAACGUUUACAAUUAUUUAUACUGUUUGUGAUAAAGUUAUUGUGUCGGUAUAUGUGUAGUGUUUUUUAACAAAGUUGCAUUUAAUGGCCGUAUUUAAACAUGAUUGUCUAUUAUCAAAUAGAAAUAACUUUGGCAUUUAAUCAUUAUUUAAAAAAAUGACUACAUACGGGAUCUACUUUAUGUAAAAAGUAUUGCAAUUGAUUUAAAAAAUAUUUAAACUUGCACUCGUAAUUUAUUACAGCGGAUCAGCAAUGUUGAGAAUGAAAAUUACAACUGCGGUGUUUUAUUAUAUUUCUCAGCUGUAUUACGUCUGUGCUAUAGUAAAAAUUCAACAAAGACAACUUGAGUUUACUAAACACGAGUUAAUUUUUGGUCAUGAGUCAUUUAAAGAUGGAAAACUUACGUAUGCUGUGUGUAAGAGCAACGUCACGUCCAACGAAAAAUUAUGUAUAGUGACACGCGAGAAAGAACCUUUCUCCAACAAUACUUUAAGUUGCAAUGUAACUCUCAAAAUUUUAGCGAUGAAAAGUAAUGAUAGAGAAAUUGAGGAAUCGAUUGGACUAGUACCUUUUGCAGGAGACAAAGCUAUCCUUUAUGUGGUCCAAAAAUACAGACGUACAAAAGUUAAAUUUAACACUAUUCAAUUCCAUGGAUGCAACGUUAUCGAGACUCACAUAACAGUUUCAAAAUUCGUUUUUUCCAAGUACAAUAUAAUGGUAAUCCCUUAUAGUAACUCUUACGAUGUCGUCUAUCCGAGCACAUCAAAAGGUUUUCAAAAAAUAACCAUUAAUCUGAAUGGUGAACGAAUUAAUGGACCGAUUGAUCUGGGCUAUUUUUUAUGGCUUGUACAUUUUCCUUAUAUUCUUCCGAUUUCUCAAAAGUCACGGAGAAAAGGAUUUGUUUACUUGAGCUUUGUUUUGGAUUCGGACUGUCCAGACGGAUAUAAUCUUAAUGUGUGGAAACCUGAUGGUUCGGGAAAAAUAAUUGGCCGGCACACAAUUGCUUUACGAUCACUCAAGGCAACAGAACAUGAUCUCGUUAGUAUAUGCCACGAUGAUGGCAAUUAUUCAUUAAAUUUUGUUAAGUGUACGCAGUAUGAUAUUGAUGGGAAUCUGAAGUUUCAAACAGACUCAAUAGGUACCCAAUAUGAGUCAAUUCUUUUUAUCUAUAACGCGCCAGGAGGUGGACUUUUUUUGUUUAGUGGAAAAUCGAAAAAUGAAACCGAAGAUAUUGAUUUUUUCAUAGCGAAGUUAGAUCCUGCUGGUAAAAACAAUGGAUUUGUUAGUAUAGGAAAAAUAAAAUUGAAAGCUGAAGCAUUAGUGACUAGUUUCUAUAAAAUUGGGGAUAGUGAAUACUGUAUCUCUCUGGUGGACUAUAAUGCUUUUGGUAUGACUUGUCUUGGAAGGAGCAAUCCCUAUUACAUCGAUCAAACUAUUGGUUGUUUUAAUGACUCCGACUUUUCAAUAUAAUUGGAAUUGUAAUUGCAUAAAAAGCAGAAUUAUCGGAUCAAGAAAUAUUCUUUUGCAUUAUGUUUAUCGACAAAUUUUUUUGUAACGCCAUAGUUUGUUUUAUAAUUAUGACGAUUUCAAAUGAAAAUUAUUGUUUAAAAAAAUAGAUAUUAGUGUGAAUUCGUUGUUUUAUAAAAACAUUUACUCAUAAAUA
Molecule: messenger RNA, 1773 nt
Organism: Phymastichus coffea
Lineage: Eukaryota; Metazoa; Arthropoda; Insecta; Hymenoptera; Eulophidae
Exons: 3
Coding region: 363-1580 (405 amino acids)
Source: RefSeq, a predicted model, not a curated record